Danio aesculapii is the source of this 2919-nucleotide messenger RNA. It is a transcript of the gene rcc2, whose product is annotated as regulator of chromosome condensation 2. The record is from RefSeq and is a predicted model, not a curated record. NCBI's taxonomy places the organism in Eukaryota, Metazoa, Chordata, Actinopteri, Cypriniformes, Danionidae.
CCGAAUCAAUCAAAAAAACGAGGAAGACGGACAGACAUAAGUAGAGCAUCUGAAUCAGGAAAUCUACUUAUAUAAUAACCGCAUCUUUCAGCACAACAGACCAACCUGCAGCCUCUGAACUUGACACAUUUAUAGUCCUACAACUUUAAUAUUUGUAUUUAAAGUAGAAGGCGGAAAGUUUUACUCAGGAUUUUGUACUAUGCCACGCAAGAAGGUGACAGAUGUGUCCGGGAACGGUGGAUUGAAGAGGAAAAGAGGAGGUGGAAAGAAAAAGGAAAGAGAGUUCAGCAGUGAUGAUGAGUUUGAUGACUUUGAACAGGAAAACACCAAGAAACCUGGGAAACCAGCAGCUAAAGCGGGUCUGCAACCGGUCACUGUGGCUGAUGAUGUGAAGGAGAAGAUUAAACUCGAGGUUCCCAAAGUUAAAGGUCAGCUGCUCGUUUUUGGGGCCACCAAUUGGGACCUGAUUGGCAGAAAAGAAGUGCCAAAACAGCAAGCUGCUUUCAGAAACCUUGGUCAGAAUCUGUGGGGUCCACAUCGCUAUGGAUGCCUCAAUGAUGUCCAGGUUAGUUGUGUGGUGUCUGGACCUUGCGCUGCCCACAGUCUCAUAAUCACCACAGAGGGCAAACUCUGGAGCUGGGGUCGUAAUGAUAAAGGACAGCUGGGUCACGGAGACACUAAAAGAUUGGAGGCCCCAAAACUGAUUGAGGGCCUGGGGGAGGAAGUGAUUGUAGCAGCUGCUUGUGGUAGAAACCACACCUUGGCUUUAACAGAAAAUGGUACUGUCUACACCUUUGGAGAAAACAAACUGGGGCAGCUAGGCCAGGGCAAUCAGACCGAUGCAGUGCUCAGCCCAGCUACAAUCCAGUACAACGGACAGCCGAUUGUCAAAGUGGCCUGUGGAGCAGAGUUCAGUAUGAUCGUGGACUGCAAGGGAAAUCUAUACUCUUUUGGCUGCCCAGAAUACGGACAACUUGGGCAUAACUCUGAUGGAAAGUUCAUUGCUCGUGCCCAGCGCAUUGAAUUCGACUGUGAGCUGAUACCUAGACGAGUGGCCAUUUUUAUUGAGAAGACCAAGGAUGGCCAAGUGCUUCCUGUGCCCAAUGUUGUGGCUCGGGAUGUAGCAUGUGGCGCUAAUCACACGCUGGUGUUGGAUUCUCAAAAGCGUGUGUUUUCGUGGGGAUUCGGUGGAUAUGGACGUCUUGGCCAUGCUGAACAGAAAGAUGAAAUGGUCCCUCGAUUAGUCAAGCUGUUUGACUUCCCUGGACGUGGUGCAACUCAGAUAUACUGUGGAUAUCAGUGUUCCUUUGCUUUGAGUGAAAUGGGCGGCCUUUUCUGGGGAGUGACAAAUACGUCCCGUGAGUCCACCAUGUACCCUAAAGCUGUACAGGACCUGUGCGGAUGGAAGAUUCGCAGUUUGGCCUGUGGGAAGAGCAGUAUUAUCGUAGCAGCUGAUGACAGCACCAUUAGCUGGGGACCAUCACCCACAUUCGGAGAGCUGGGCUAUGGUGACAACAAACCUAAGUCAUCCACCACUGCCCAAGAAGUCAAAACUCUGGAUGGGGUGUAUUCCGAGCAGGUGGUGAUGGGCUAUUCGCACUCCCUGGUUAUUGCUCGGCAAGACACCGAGCAGGAGAAGGAGAAGCUGAAGAAGCUGCCCGAAUACAAUCCACGCACUCUCUGAUGUGACCCCGCUCAUUUCCUCCAGGGGCUUUUUGAAAGAAAAUCCUCUGUUCGAUAGGUCACCUGGGUAAUCACAGUAUGGUUGGGAUGGGAUCGUUUAUUUUUUCCUUUAUAUUUUGGACAUCAAUUUACAUUUUUGAGAGACAAGCCAGGUGUCGGAUGAAAGUGUUGAAGUUGCUUUAACUGAUCUGUGUAGGCUGUGGCGUUUCAGAUGCUAAAUGUUUUAAAUACACAAUAGAGCCAGCAGCCGCUCAAAGCACUCGGAUUCCACUGGAUCCUUCCCUUUUACUUAUACAUUCCUAAUGGAAGUUUAUCACUUAUUGUAACUUAAUUGUUUUGUUUUUGUUUUUCCAUAACAAUGACUGUGAGAUCCGUGUCUGCUCUCUUCCAAAAAAAAACAAAACAAACUGGUGCUAAAUCGUUUUAAUGCAGACUAUCAAUGGGCUAGCGGUUAACUAAAAGAUGACAAACUCACUCCAUUCUUGUGCCUUUCUAAGUGAGGUGAUUCAGGCUGAGGAAGUUCAGUUAGUCCUAGGACAACUCAUGCAUUAUGGGGCACUUCACCCUUCUGAACAUCACUUCCAUCUCCGUUAUAUCAUCAAAUAUAAGAGCAUCAUUUUCCACACCAUGUAGCUAAUGAGUUGUUGGGUUUUUCUCCCCUCUCCCCCAUCCAUGUUUAAAAGACAGACUCCUGUUAAUCUGAUCAGGGAAGUAUUAUCAACUCCUACAAUGCAAAUGAGACAUCAGCUGUGAGAUUUUUAUUCAAUUCAUUCUCCCUUUUCUAGAAAUGUAAGUCAUUAAUGUUCAUCGCUUGUAUUGUAAACUACAGAAAUGCUGUUCUCACGUGUUGAUGUUAGCAUGUUUUGGAAAUUCUUUGGACUUGAUGUUGAGAAGAGUCGGAUUGUCCUGUAAUCUGGGACCACAGUGUCUUUACAGAGCAUCAUUUUCUGAAAUACUGUGCCAUUUCUUUGUUCACCUGGGCUUAAACUGUGAUGGCAUUUUUUCUUUCAUCAUCUGGAAGUCCAUGCAAGAGUCCAUCCACUGUUUGUGGGUGAGCGACAAGCUCAUGUGUGUUAUGUUGUGUGAAAACAGCCAUUUUAAAUUGUGUACUUCAAAAGAAAUGUUCAUUGGUUUAGGCAGUGUGUUUCCAGGAACUGGAAUUCCAACUCAUGCUUUGAUUUUCUUAAAUGUUAUUUUGUUUUCUUAAUAUUAAAUAAAAGUUAAUGUAAAUUGGUA